GACAAGUAUAUAAAGAGAUAUCCAAAAUUUCAAUACCACAGAGAGAGCACAGAAAGAGAAGAAAAUGGCUUCGUUCGAUUCGUUUAGCAUGGACGGCGAUGACUCUGUGGCGAUGGCGGCAAGUCCUUCCUUCCACGACGGCGACUACUCCGCUGCCGGCACGCCGGUUUAUGAGGAAGUUACAGUCGAUCACGUUUCUCACGCAGUCAACAAUCCCGAUCCCUACGGGUUCGGGUCGGGUCAAUCAAUUCCUUUUGGUGACUCCGAGGCUCCGAUCUCUGAUGGAAAUGGUAAGGCUUACGAUCUCGGUGAAGAUUCUGAAGGAAUUUUCAGCUCCGAUGGACCGGUACUUCCUCCUCCUAGUGAAAUGAGAGAGGAAGGUUUAGCCCUACGCGAAUGGAGAAGGCAAAAUGCUGUCCGUCUUGAGGAGAAUGAGAAAAGGGAAAAAGAAAUCAGAAACCAAAUUAUUGAGGAAGGCGAAGAGCAUAAGAAAGCAUUCUAUGAGAAAAGAAAGCUCAAUAUUGAGACCAAUAAGACUAACAACCGAGACAAAGAGAACGUGUAUGUAACUAAUCAAGAAAAGUUCCACAAAGAAGCUGACAAACAGUAUUGGAAAGCUAUAGCGGAGCUCAUUCCUAAUGAGGUUCCGAAUAUUGAGAAGAAAGGGAGGAAGAAGGAUCAAGAGAAGAAGCCGUCCGUCACAGUCGUCCAAGGUCCCAAACCUGGAAAACCAACCGAUCUUUCAAGGAUGCGUCACGUUUUGGUGAAGCUUAAGCACAACCCACCGCCUCAUAUGCUACCACCACCGCCCGCACCUGCCAAGGAUGACAAAGCUGGGAAGGAUGGAAAAGAUGCUAAGAACACUAAAGAUGCAGCACCUGCUACCGGAGACAGCGUACCUGCUAGUGAAUCCAGUGUUGCUCAGGCAAUUUCUCAGACAUUAGAACCUGCUGCUACUGCAGAGGUCUCUUUAUUCUCUUGAGGGACAAGAAAACAUCCAUUUUGGUACUCCAUAUUCUAUGCCUUGCUAACAUGUUGUUGAUUCGAGGCGAAUGCAGCUGCAUUUUGUUAUUCUAAAACAUCAAGAUCUUUUAUUUGUAAUCGUAGUUGAGACGAUUUUCAUGUUCAUAGAAAUCUCUUUUCUCUCUAAUGUUGAUAAUCGUUUAACUUUCUUCAUCUUUGUGGCCUCUGUGACUGACCUAGAGGCUCCAUUUUGUAUCAUUUUAUGUCAUGAUUUUAUGUGUGUCACAGAGGCUCUAAAACUAAUCCUUCUUUCCCAAAUUGUUUGAAUCAUUUUUCUUUUUCAA
Solanum pennellii is the source of this 1307-nucleotide messenger RNA. Its product is annotated as clathrin light chain 1-like. The transcript is spliced from 3 exons. Gene Ontology annotation, biological process: clathrin-dependent endocytosis; intracellular protein transport; clathrin coat assembly. Gene Ontology annotation, cellular component: plasma membrane; clathrin coat of trans-Golgi network vesicle; clathrin coat of coated pit. Gene Ontology annotation, molecular function: structural molecule activity; clathrin heavy chain binding. Bases 65 to 982 code for a protein of 305 amino acids. The record is from RefSeq and is a predicted model, not a curated record. NCBI's taxonomy places the organism in Eukaryota, Viridiplantae, Streptophyta, Magnoliopsida, Solanales, Solanaceae.